AUGUCUGGUAAAGAAGAACCGCGUGUUAGUGAAAAGGGAAAUCGAGGAAUGUCCAAGACAAAACCUGGAUCAUCAACUAUGGUUUCCCCCGAAGAUAAACACAAACAUGUUCCGAAUUACAUGAAACCUACUAUAAGUUCGUCUUUAGGUCAAUAUCGUCGCUCUUUUUCUUCAUCUUCUCAUCAUUUUAUGAUUCCGGAGGACACUCUAACAAGCCGAAGAAGGUCACUAGACAAGCCUAUGGCAUCUCCAUGUCCGCGUAUAAGCAGAAAUUUAAGUUUAUCUCGUGAGCACUCGCAACUUCUUAUUCCUUCUUCGCCAAGAAAAUCUAGAAAUCCAGUAUUUGAAUCUUCAAAAUCGCAUUUGUCCAAGGGUCACAAACGAGGAUCAUCACUUGAUAUAAAGUUGAAUGAUAGUGAAAAAAAGGUUUUGUCAUUGUCAAUAACUAGUAGUCGUGUUGCUUCACCCGAUGGUGAUGCGAAGCAAGAAAUGAGGAUUGAAGAUCGAGGAGAUAAUCAUUUAGAAUCAUUGACACCAAGCUUUUGUCAUGAUCCACCUCCCGCACUUGAAGACAAGAAGCGCGUCAUGGUUGUUCCAACCUAUCAUCAUGAUGAUGAGAUCUUCAAUGAAGUUCAAGCUAUGAUAUUGCUUGAAGAUUAUAACCGUGAUAAUGAAAUCUCUCCCGUGACAUUUGAAGACAACAAAGAGCAUAUUGUGGUGGUUGAUAAAGGUAAUCAUGAUGAUGAUAACGAGACUUCGAAUGAAAUCCAUGCUCCACAUGAUGAUAGUGAGAACUCAAAUGAAAUACAUCCUACUCAUGAUGAUAGCGAGAACUCGAAUGAAAUUCAUCCUCCUCGUGAUGAUAGCGAGAACUCGAAUGAAAUUCAUCCUUCACAUGAUGAUAGCGAGAACUCGAAUGAAAUUCAUCCUCCUCGUGAUGAUAGCGAGAACUCGAAUGAAAUCCAUCCUCCUCAUGAUGAUAGCGAGAACUCGAAUGAAAUUCAUCCUCCACAUGAUGAUAGCGAGAACUCGAAUGAAAUCCAUCCUCCACACGACGAUGAUAUUAAGAACACUACUGAAAUACAUCCCAUGGUGGUUGAAGAGGACAAGGAGCAUAUAGCAAUUGUUCAAUUUGAAAAACAAGAUGAAUAUUGUCAAGUCCAAAACUCUGAUGAAAUUCCUCCCUCGAUUGUUGAAGGUGUUGACAAAGAGGAUUUCGUGAUUGUUCAAGCAGAUAACCACGAUCAAGUCGUCGUGGAUAACUCUAUUGAAGUCCUUCAAGUGAUGGCCGAGGAAGAACACGAGAAAGAUGUCAUAAUUGUUAAAGAAGAUGUUCUUGAUCAUCAGCCUCCUACUCAAAAGAAACAAGAGGAUAUUGAAGAGGGUGAUCAUAGUGGAACUUGUUCCACAAAUCUAGAUAUCAUUGAAGAGGUUAAAGGUUCCGAUGUUGAUGAAAUCAAUACCAAACAUCAAGAACAAGAACAAGACAAUCUCAAUGUUAUUGAAGCUCAAGAUGAUCAAGAACACGCGAUUACUUCUGCCAAUGUUUCGAAAGAGAUAUCGAAAGAGCAAGUAAAUGAUGAUUCGAUUAUAGUAACCGAAGAAACAAAGAAGGUGAAAGAGGAGGUGAUUAUCAAUAAACGAAUGGUAACAAAUAAAAAAGAGACAAGUAUGGCAUAUAAUGAUGUGAUCGAAGAGACAAAGAGAAAGCUCUUGCAGGACAGGAAGAACAAAGUGUUGGCACUCGUUGGGGCCUUUGAAACUGUCAUGUCCAUCGACCAAGGGCAAAAAAAGUGA
This is a messenger RNA of Impatiens glandulifera, 1797 nucleotides long. RefSeq names its product protein starmaker-like. The record is from RefSeq and is a predicted model, not a curated record. The transcript has 2 exons. NCBI's taxonomy places the organism in Eukaryota, Viridiplantae, Streptophyta, Magnoliopsida, Ericales, Balsaminaceae. Bases 1 to 1797 code for a protein of 598 amino acids. Gene Ontology annotation, molecular function: calmodulin binding.